AUGAUAAUAAAUGGGACAAACAAGCUGAUUAUACAGAAUUCUCCCGAGGCAUUCAAGAAAAUGGAACUCAAAAACCCAAGGAAGCAGGGGGCCGGAAACUUGUGCCGUUUCUUGUACCUGAUACGUCUCCGACGACACAGGGACGGCUGGGGUACGUACCGGAGACGUGCCACGGUGGCAGGCAAUCGACAGCAACUGCUUUUGCUUCUUUUACCAAUCAAGUACACUGCUGGGAUAAACUUGAACAAGUCAGAUUUUUCUGUUGCUCUUUUGAUUGGUAGUGGGACUGGAAGUAAUAGUGGGAGCGAGUCAAUUUCAAUGUCCCAAAAUGAGAAUUUAUCUUCAUUGUGGAAUUAUAUGACAAAGAUAGAAAAGCGAGGGACUGUUGGAGGAACUUGGAAUUUUCGUUGCAACAUUUGCGGCGAAACUCGUAAUGGAAGCUAUACUAGGACAAAGGCACAUUUGCUUCAAAUUUCAGGUGAAGGAGUUGCAAUUUGCAAAAAGGUAACUAGAAAUCAAAAACUUGAAAUGGUAAGGUUGGUAGAAGAGUGGGAGAAUAGAAAGAAACAAGAAGUAACUCGAGAAGUUUCUUUGCCCUCUCAAUCUUCAGCUGGAAUUAAGAUUGAUUCUUCUUCUAAGAAGAGAAAACCUAGCUUGUCACCUCUUGCUAGAGCAUUCGACAUGAAUACGAGAGCCCAAUUAGAUGAAGAAAUUGCAAGAAUGUUCUACACCGGUGAUUUGCCCUUUAAUCUUGCUAGAAAUCCUCAUUAUCAUAGGGCUUUCACUUUUGCUGCAACUCACAAUAUUACUGGUUAUGUUCCCCCUGGUUAUAAUAAAUUGCGAACCACAUUGCUCCAAGAAGAAAAAAAUAAUGUUGAGAAGCUCUUGCAACCGAUUAAAGCAACAUGGAAAGAAAAAGGAUUAACUAUUGUGUGUGAUGGUUGGAGUGAUCCAACAAGAAAGCCUCUCAUUAAUUUCAUGGCUACUUCUGGAAAUGAGCCUAUGUUUCUUAAAGCUGUGAAUUGUUUUGGUGAAGUCAAAGAUAAGUUUUUCAUUGCUAAUUUGAUGAAAGAAGUGAUUGAUGAGGUUGGUCAUCAAAAUGUGGUGCAGAUUAUUACUGACAAUGCAGCUAAUUGCAAGGGGGCAGGAGAGAUUAUUGAGAGCAUGUAUCCUCAUAUUUAUUGGACACCGUGUGUUAUCCAUACACUUAAUCUUGCCUUGAAGUAUAUUUGUUCAGCAAAAAAUGUCAAGGGAAAUGAGGAAACAUAUGACUUGUGCCAUUGGAUUACCGAUAUUCAUGGGGAUGCCGUACAAAUCAAGAAUUUUAUCAUGAACCACAAUAUGAGAUUGGUAAUCUUUCAAAGAUUUAGUCCUCUUAGGUUACUUUCAGUUGACGAUACUCGUUUUGCUUCGAUCAUUGUGAUGCUUAAGAGGUUUAAGCUCAUCAAACAAGGACUUCAAGCAAUGGUCAUUAGCGACGAAUGGAAUUCUUAUAGGGAGGAUGACAUGGUGAGAGCAAACUUUGUGAAAGAAAAGCUUGUGAGUGAUGAUUGGUGGGAUAAAAUAGCUUACAUCCUUGAUUUUACAAAGCCCAUCUAUGACAUGCUUAGAGUAUGUGACACCGAUAAGCCAUGUCUUCAUUUGGUAUAUGAGUUGUGGGAUUCCAUGAUUGAGAAAGUGAAGUGUGAAAUUUACAAGAAGGAAAAAUGUCCUCUUUCAGACUUCAGUCCUUUUUAUCAUGUUGUUUAUGGGAUUCUUAUAGCUCGUUGGACAAAGAGUUAUACUUCUCUUCAUUGCCUAGCUCAUUCACUAAAUCCAAGGUUUUAUAGUGAUGGUUGGCUAAGCGAGGAUCCUUGUAGAGUUGCUCCUCAUAGAGAUGGUGAAAUAUCUCGAGAUAGAGUGAAAUGUUUUCGUAGGUUAUUUCCAAAUGAUGAUGAUUAUGACAAAGUCUUGGAUGAAUUUGCUUGUUUCUCACUUAAGCUCGAGCCUUUUGAAGAUUUGAUGUCUCUUACAAAGAGGUAUUCUUCGGAUCCGAAAAGUUGGUGGGCUAACUUUGGUGCUGAAAUUCCAUUGCUUCAAUCUUUGGCUUUCAAAGUGCUUGGACAACCUACGUCAUCCUCUUGUUGUGAAAGAAAUUGGAGCACUUAUUCUUUUAUUCACUUACUUAGGAGGAAUAAGUUAAAUCCGAGUCACACCGAAGAUUUAGUUUACAUCCACUACAAUCUUCGUCUUUUAUCAAGGAGUUCUUGUCAAUAUGAGGAUGAGAAAACCAAGAUGUGGGAUGUUGGUGGAGAUGCUUUUGAUUCAUUGGGAGAUGUUGGGUAUUUAGAGUUUGCCGAACUCUCGCUUGAUGAGUCGGAUUUAGAGAGUCAGUUAAUCUCAGAAGAUGUUAACAAUGUUUGA
Molecule: messenger RNA, 2403 nt
Organism: Hibiscus syriacus
Lineage: Eukaryota; Viridiplantae; Streptophyta; Magnoliopsida; Malvales; Malvaceae
Exons: 4
Coding region: 1-2403 (800 amino acids)
Molecular function (GO): protein dimerization activity
Source: RefSeq, a predicted model, not a curated record